UCAGACCGGUCCGUUGAUCCGAAUGCCGAUUCAGUCGGUGCAAGCAUGUUUGUCUCCGGCUCCUUGACGCCGGCUUUCAGCGAAGUUGGCCUUCAAGAAGAUGACCUCAUCUCUCUACCUCCCGAAUCACCGCAAGACGACCCGGCCUGA
Protopolystoma xenopodis is the source of this 150-nucleotide messenger RNA. Lineage: Eukaryota; Metazoa; Platyhelminthes; Monogenea; Polystomatidea; Polystomatidae. The record is from the annotation of a GenBank genome assembly.